Messenger RNA from Eurypyga helias (sunbittern), 353 nucleotides. Its product is annotated as parvalbumin, thymic CPV3. The coding region runs from base 24 to 353 and encodes 109 amino acids. Gene Ontology annotation, molecular function: calcium ion binding. Gene Ontology annotation, cellular component: cytoplasm; nucleus. Lineage: Eukaryota; Metazoa; Chordata; Aves; Eurypygiformes; Eurypygidae. The record is from RefSeq and is a predicted model, not a curated record. The transcript is spliced from 4 exons.
GUACUAUUUUGCACAGGUUUAAAAUGAGCCUUACAGACAUGCUAAGCCCUUCCGAUAUUGCUGCUGCUCUGCGGGACUGCCAAGCUCCAGAUUCCUUUAGUCCCAAAAAAUUCUUUCAGAUCAGUGGGAUGUCUAAAAAGAGUAGCAGCCAGCUCAAGGAGAUCUUCCGGAUUCUCGACAACGAUCAAAGUGGCUUUAUUGAGGAAGAUGAGCUCAAGUAUUUCCUUCAGAGGUUUGAGUGUGGAGCCAGAGUGUUAACCACCUCAGAAACCAAGACCUUCUUGGCAGCUGCAGAUCAUGAUGGGGACGGUAAAAUUGGGGCUGAAGAAUUCCAGGAAAUGGUGCAGUCUUAG